Molecule: messenger RNA, 3262 nt
Organism: Macrosteles quadrilineatus (aster leafhopper)
Lineage: Eukaryota; Metazoa; Arthropoda; Insecta; Hemiptera; Cicadellidae
Gene: nrv3
Product: sodium/potassium-transporting ATPase subunit beta-2
Exons: 8
Coding region: 60-1079 (339 amino acids)
Biological process (GO): intracellular sodium ion homeostasis; sodium ion export across plasma membrane; potassium ion import across plasma membrane
Cellular component (GO): sodium:potassium-exchanging ATPase complex
Molecular function (GO): ATPase activator activity
Source: RefSeq, a predicted model, not a curated record
AAUUUUCCUUUAGAUUCCAGUUACGUGAAUGAGCUGUGGUGGUCUAUUUCAAAGGAACGAUGUUCUCCAAACUGAAGAACUACGGGACCAUGGAUAAAGACCCGCUCUUGAAAGGGUUCGACCCUACCAUGGCUGAUAAGACGGGACAACUGAAGGAGCAAUACUACACUCCGCCGCCGAAACUGGGCAAAUGGGAAGGCUUCAAGAUUUUCCUGUGGAACUCCGAGACAGGGCAGUUCCUAGGGAGAACCGCAGGAAGUUGGGCCAAGAUCCUACUGUUCUACUUUUGUUUCUACUCAGUCCUGAUCGGAUUCUUCUCCGCUAUGUUGGCCAUCUUCUACCAAACACUGGACUCAAAGGUGCCCAAAUGGCAGCUAGAUGCCUCUCUCAUUGGCAGCAACCCAGGACUUGGGUUCAGGCCAAUGCCCCCAGAGAGUCAUGUUGAGAGCACACUCGUCUGGUUCAAGAAGACUGACACCAAGAACCUCCAAGUAUGGGUCAACAUGAUUGAUGAGUUCUUGCAGCCUUACAAGAACCGGUCUGUGGGUGGUAAUGUUGUAAACUGUGAUUAUGAAAACUCUCCCCCAGAAGGUAAAGUCUGUUAUGUGGACAUUAAGGCAUGGGAACCCUGCACGAGUCAGAAGAACUACAGCUACGGCGCAGGCACCCCUUGCAUCUUCCUCAAGUUAAACAAGAUUUACAACUGGAACCCAGACUAUUACGAGAAUACCGAACAACUGCCAGAAAAGAUGCCUCAAGAUUUGAAGAACCAUAUCUCAUCAGAGACAAGUUCUUCACCAAAUGCCGCUAAGACAGUGUGGGUGUCAUGCGAAGGAGAGAACCCGGCAGAUGUGGAGAACAUUGGCUCCAUCCACUACUUCCCCAAGAGGGGAUUCCCCGGUUACUUCUUCCCCUACAAGAACCAGGAAGGAUACUUGAGCCCUGUGAUUGCCCUAUGGUUUGAAAGCCCCACACCUGGAGUCUUGAUCAACAUUGAGUGCAAAGCUUGGGCUAAGAACAUCUUCCAUGAUCGUAUGGAGAGACGCGGCUCUGUUCACUUUGAGCUCAUGGUGGAUUAAAUCACUCGACCAUCCGUUGUUAGUCACUCAGUGUUUUAGAGUUGCAAUUGAAGAAGUAAUAAUGAAUUUGAUGGUUCUAGCUGAACAAAACUCGUCUAUGUUAAAAUCAGGACUGCUACGGUCGGCGUGAAGUAAAUUUUGAGUUUAGCUAGUCGUCUCUACCAAUCGCGUCGUAGGUAUUCAACCAAAACUUUGUUAGUUGCAAUCUACAUGGAUAUUAUUUGGUGUUGCGAUAGUUUCCAUUUAAGUUGUUUUUGUACAUUGUAAAACUGAGUCUUAGUAGGGUGGAUACCUUAAUCAUUGAUUGUUAUUAUUGUUAGUUUUUCUCGUGUAUACGAGAAUUGAACAUUCCUUUUACAAAUUUUGACCAAUUCGUAAACAAAUCAUUAUGUGUUCUUUCGUUAGGUGAUGUACAAUGUUAGACAUUGUCCUAGAGUUACUUAAAAGAUAUUGUCCGGAUCAUAAAUAAUCUGAAAGGCAAUUUUAAAAUAUGCUCAUAACAAAUUUCCAUUUUAAUUGUCACUCACAAAAUAUACUAACAUUUUUCAAACAUUUCUCUUACAUGAAAACCCCUUAGUCAUUGAGCUCACUCCAUGGAUUACAAGAUCAUUUUUUAGAGCAAAAAUGUGUUAGUUCUCCCAAACUUGUUCAUUUUGUAAUUUAAAAAAACGCAACAAGAUAUAUUUGUGCAAUAGUUUUGUUUGAGAAGUAAUGUUUAAAAAUUCUCAAUGGAUCUUUCUUGCCUGUACACAAGUUUUGUACCUUAGAAAGUCAGCAGUUGAAGUAGUAGCGCCAGUAACAGCGGAUUGCUGUCACUUUCCCAUAACUUAGUGCAUCACUAACUGGAUAGCGCAGUUAGUUGGUGCUAGUACAUAAGCUGCCACAGUUUGCAUUAUAUUCUUUUAGUGUUUUAGAACCACUUGUCUAGAUCUAGUCAUAGAAAAGUCGUAGGCUUUUGAUAAUCCUUAAAAUUUGUUUGAAAAGUAUGAAUGGAAAAUACUCUUCAAGUCUAAUUGAAAUGUGUUACUAUGAAAGGCUUCUGAAAGAUUCUUAUUUUACCUUUCCAUUUGGAUUACCAAAAGCCUGCAGGGUUUUAUUAGUGCGCUUUUGAUUCGUCACAUUUUCCUUUCUUGCGUAUCAAUACGUUUGAUAAAAGUGUUCUUUGUUUUGUGUACUCGAUAAUGUGUUUGUCAAACGUAAUAUAUGCUGUUUUUGUUUACCUCUUACUUUGUCUAUAGAAGUAGUGAGUAAUAUUAACUUAAAUUAAGUUGAAAGAUUAUCUGUAUUAAGGUAUUGUACAGUAUUGUCAAAGACAGGCUGUUUUUGGCCUUAUUAUUUUUAAAUACUUUAAAAGUAUAAGUUAUGUUGUUGUUUAUUAUGUUUUUUGUUUUUUAUAUGGACUUUUAAAUCAAAUAUGGGAUGGAGUAAUGUUUGGAAUAAUAUGGGAAGAAAAUGUCUGAAUAGGUGAUAAUGAUGAGACUCUUUACAAAGAAGUAAAUAAUUCAAUACUUUAUACUUUGGUAAUAACCACAUAAAUUAAUGUGUUUGGAAAUAAUCAAUAUGUACAAUAAUUGUACAAGAAAUAUGUUUAUAAGUCACAUCUUUGUAUAGCUUUGUUGUGACAUUAUAAAAACUUUUCUGGAACAAAAAAAAUACAUCAUGUUAUAACUGAUUGUUGUAUGAAAGUAUCUACAUCAGUUAUUUGAACAUGUAACUCUUAUCUGGUGCUCAUAUUGAGCGACUAAACAUUAAUUUAACACAAAAGAUGAAAUAUUGAUAUGUGUUUAUGUGGCAUUAAGGUAACUCAAGGAAGGUUAAUGGGUUAAAUUAUAACAGUUAUAUGCUUAUUGUUAAUUUUGAUGGAAGUUUUAGAUCACUACCAGUACAGGUACUGUUAAUCUUCAAGGUUUUACCUUAAAUAGAAUUAAUGAAAUCGCUAAUUAGUUUAACUAACUACAUUUCAGAAUCUUUUACAACUAUUCAAAACUAAUAUAAGCUGUAAAAUUUUCUCUAGUACCUGUUUCAUUAACUGUGAGAUGUUUAAAAGUUCAUUGUUUAAACUAGAAGAAGAAAGCUUAGGUAAGAAAAGUUUAGGUUUUGCCACAACAGUAUUACCUAUAUUGUUGUUUGCAAAAUGUGUUGUGUAAUGUUAUCUCAAAAUAAAAACUUUAUUAUUUACUGUA